Messenger RNA from Pongo pygmaeus (Bornean orangutan), 6374 nucleotides. RefSeq names its product vitamin D receptor (gene VDR). The transcript is spliced from 7 exons. Gene Ontology annotation, cellular component: nucleus. The coding region runs from base 2022 to 3149 and encodes 375 amino acids. Lineage: Eukaryota; Metazoa; Chordata; Mammalia; Primates; Hominidae. Gene Ontology annotation, biological process: cell differentiation; positive regulation of transcription by RNA polymerase II; negative regulation of transcription by RNA polymerase II. Gene Ontology annotation, molecular function: vitamin D response element binding; zinc ion binding; nuclear receptor activity. The record is from RefSeq and is a predicted model, not a curated record.
CGUCUAGCUCCCAAGAGAUCAGAAGUAAGUCUUAAGGUGGAGAAAGGCACACUUCCAGAGGCAGACACCAAUAAGAAGACAACGCAUAGCUUAACAAAGAGAUGGACACCAGAAGCAAGAAAAGCAGCCCAAGAACUCCAAAGCCCAGCACGCCGAGCCAUGCAACAUGGGGCAGACAGCCUCCGACAACUCUGAGGCCAUAACCUUGUCCUGCAAUGUUCAGUAAUUAUUCAGAACGAUACCUCUGAAUCAUCAAGGAAAGGUUAUAUGACGUUAAAAGUGUUCCGUUACAAGGUUUUCUGUCUUGAAAAUCUUUCCAUAACAAUUGUUUCAAUAAAAGAGGUCAGCUUUCUCAGCUCUCUGGUGCGCCAGGUGCCAUUCACUACAUUGCAGGAGACAAGCAGCACUAGAGUACUCACUAGCCUUUGCUGAACCAGGAAAAUGAUUUGCACACAGUUGGUGUAAUGUGUGUGGAUGCAUUUGAUGUUUGGUGUCAGACUACUGAGCAAGCACCACAGCCAGGUAGCCCCUCCGGUCUAGCCUUUAUGGGGGAAAUAUAAGAAUUGUAAGACAAAGGCCGGGCAUGGUAGCUCACACCUGUAAUCCCAGCACUUUGGGAGGCCGAGGCGGGCGGAUCACCUGAGUUCAGGAGUUUGAGACCAGCCUGGCCAACAUGGUGAAACCCCGUCUCUACUAAAAAUACAAAAAAAUUGGCCAGGAGUGGUGGCGUGUGCCUAUAAGCCCAGGUACUCUGUAGCCUGAGGCAGGAGAAUCGCUUAGAACCCGGGAGGUGGAGGUUGCAGUGAGCCGAGAUGGUGCCACUGCACUCCAGCCUGGGUAAUAGAGUGGUAGUCUGUGAAAGAAAGAAAGAAAGAAAGAAAGGAAGGAAGGAAGGAAGGAAGGAAGGAAGGAAGGAAGGAAGGAAGGAAAAGGAAGGGAGAGAAAAGAAAGAAUUGUAAGACAUGGACCCUGCCCUUAAGUAACUUGUAAUCUAGAGAAAGAGACCUUGAACUUCUUGGGCUCCCUCCAUAGGUAAUGAAUUGAAACCUGUGCUAACCAUGAGUCUUACAGAGCAGAAGAUAAUUGGGUAUCAGUGUGUGUGGGAAAGAUUAAAUAUGUAGUAGGCAUAGGAAAUGAGGCUCAGCAGAAAAAAACAAGGCUUGGUGCAGAUCAGGGCAAUCAAGAAAUGCUUCAUGGAAAAAUAUGGCUAUGAUGUAGGCACUGAAGAACUGAUAGAACUCCUACAGGUUUGGGGGAGAGGAGACCCAGCUGGACAGGCACCCAGCACAACUGGAAAUGCCGGGGCAAGCAUGAGCAGGUCAUGUUCCCAGGUCAGCAGCAACGCCAGCAUGCCCAGAACAGAGGCUGUGUCCAGAAGCACUAAGACAUGAAGUCUGAAAGUUAGGAAGAAGCCAACUUUAGUUUGGACGUGGUCAGCAGUAGAGGCUGGGAAAAGUAUCUGGGCAGGAGAAUGGCAUCACAGAUCACUGGAAAGUUAGCAAAGUCCAGUCAGGCUGAGCUACGUGCCUGUAGACACCAUGGUGUGGCUGGCAGAAACAGGCCUCCCUAACUCCGGUCCCCAGGUGAGCAGGAAAGACAAGACACCUAAUCUUGGGCUCCCCAAGCGAGGGCUUACCCCCAUUGCCUUCCCUGGAUGCUCCCUGCCCCUUCCUCUCCCACCCUGCCUGACCUGGUAGGGUCUGUGCAGACACCCACUGUGGGAGGAGAGUUGGCAGCUGUUUGGGCAGGUGAGUCAGUCACCUAGGUGUGGUCUACUCCCCCGCUCCCUGUGGAGGGAAGUGCCAUCUCUUGCAGCAGCGCUCGCUUUCCUGCCAUGCCUGUGGCAUUGGCUGUCCACUCCCUCCCAGCACAGGCUCUUCCUCACCCCACAGCUACUUCUCUCGUCCUCCCCCUACCUGAGGGCCUGGGCCAAUGGACCUUUCUCGAAGCCUGGAACUCACUCACCCUGGGCUUCUGGUUCCUUUCUCUGCUCUUGUGAAACUCCCCAGUUCUGUGGGCAGAUGCCCUGGCAGCAGCAGCACCGAGCAAGUAGCUACAGGCCGAGGGCCCCGGUGCCCACUCCUGCCGUCAGUGCUCAGCAAGCCACAGCCAGGAGGUCUGUUUGCCCAGCCGCCGUGCCAGUCAUCCUGACAGAUGAGGAAGUGCAGAGGAAGCGGGAGAUGAUCCUGAAGCGGAAGGAGGAGGAGGCCUUGAAGGACAGUCUGCGGCCCAAGCUGUCUGAGGAGCAGCAGCGCAUCAUUGCCAUACUGCUGGACGCCCACCAUAAGACCUAUGACCCCACCUACUCCGACUUCUGCCAGUUCCGGCCUCCAGUUCGUGUGAAUGAUGGUGGAGGGAGCCAUCCUUCCAGGCCCAACUCCAGACACACUCCCAGCUUCUCUGGGGACUCCUCCUCCUCCUGCUCAGAUAACUGUAUCACCUCUCCAGACAUGAUGGACUCAUCCAGCUUCUCCAAUCUGGAUCUGAGUGAAGAAGAUUCAGAUGACCCUUCUGUGACCCUAGAGCUGUCCCAGCUCUCCAUGCUGCCCCACCUGGCUGACCUGGUCAGUUACAGCAUCCAAAAGGUCAUUGGCUUUGCUAAGAUGAUCCCAGGAUUCAGAGACCUCACCUCUGAGGACCAGAUCGUACUGCUGAAGUCAAGUGCCAUUGAGGUCAUCAUGUUGCGCUCCAAUGAGUCCUUCACCAUGGAUGACAUGUCCUGGACCUGUGGCAACCAAGACUACAAGUACCGCAUCAGUGACGUGACCAAAGCCGGACACAGCCUGGAGCUGAUUGAGCCCCUCAUCAAGUUCCAGGUGGGACUGAAGAAGCUGAACUUGCAUGAGGAGGAGCAUGUCCUGCUCAUGGCCAUCUGCAUCGUCUCCCCAGAUCGUCCUGGGGUGCAGGACGCCGCACUGAUUGAGGCCAUCCAGGACCGCCUGUCCAACACACUGCAGACCUACAUCCGCUGCCGCCACCCGCCCCCGGGCAGCCACCUGCUCUAUGCCAAGAUGAUCCAGAAGCUAGCCGACCUGCGCAGCCUCAAUGAGGAGCACUCCAAGCAGUACCGCUGCCUCUCCUUCCAGCCUGAGUGCAGCAUGAAGCUCACGCCCCUUGUGCUCGAAGUGUUUGGCAAUGAGAUCUCCUGACUAGGACAGCCUGUGGCGGUGCCUGGGUGGGGGCUGCUCCUCCAGGGCCACGUGCCAGGCCCAGGGCUGGCGGCUACUCAGCAGCCCUCCUCACCCCAUCUGGGGUUCAGCCCCUCCUCUGCCACCUCCCCUGUCCACCCAGCCCAUUCUCUCUCCUGUCCAACCUAACCCCUUUCCUGCAGGCCUUUCCCCAGUCCCUUGAGACCUCAGCCAUGAGGAAUUGCUGUUUGUUUGACAAAGAAACCCAAGUGGGGGCAGAGGGCAGAGGCUGGAGGCAGGGUUUUGCCCAGAGACGCCCCCACCACUGCAUAAGUGGCUGCUGACUGAUGUUGAGGGAACAGGCAGAAGAUAUGCAUCCAUUCCUCAGGGACAGAGACACCUGCACCUCCCCCCACUGCAGGCCCCCCGUGUCCAGAGCCUAGUGGGGUCUCCCUCUCCUGCCUACUCACGAUGAAUAAUCGGCCCACAGCUCCCACCCCACCCCCUUCAGUGCCCACCAAUAUCCCAUUGCCCUGGUUAUAUUCUCACGGGCAGUAGCUGUGGUGAGGUGAGUUUUCUUCCCAUCACUGGAGCACCAGGCAUGAACCCACCUGCUGAGAGACCCAAGGAGGAAAAACAGACAAAAACAGCCUCACAGAAGAAUAUGGAUGGUGGCCACAGCUGUCCCUGUCACCAAGCCCACAGUUCCUCGCCCUGGAUCUAAGGGGUUGGUUGAGGUGGAAGCCCUCCUUCCACGGAUCCAUGUAGCAGGACUGAAUUGUCCCCAGUUUGCAGAAAAGCACCUGCCGACCUCGUCCUCCCCCUGCCAGUGCCUUACCUCCCGCCCAGGAGAGCCAGCCCUCUCUGUCCUCCUCGGAUCACCGAGAGUAACCGAGAGUCUGCUCCCCCCACCCCCUCCCCACUUCCAGUCUGGAGAAGCAGUGAGCCGCAUCUUCUCCACCUGGCAGGGUGGGAUGGAGGAGAAGAAUUUUCAGACCCCAGCGGCUGAGUAAUGAUCUCCCUGCCGCCUCAAUGUGGUUUCAAGGCCGCUGUUCACCCACAGGGCUAAGAGCUAGCGCUGCCGCACCCCAGAGUGUGGGAAGGGAGAGCGGGGCAGUCUCGGGUGGCUAGUCAGAGAGAGCGUUUGGGGGUUCCAUGAUGGUAGGGUAGGGUGCCUUCUUAUUCUCACUCCACCAUCCAAAAGUCAAAAGGGGCCCGUGAGGCAGGGGCGGAAUGAUACAACUUCAAGUGCAUGCUCUCCUCCGCAGCCAGCCCAGCCCAGCUGGUGGGAAGCGUCUGUCUGUUUACUCCAAGGUGAGGUCCUUGUGAGAGUGAGCUGUAGGUGUGCGGGACCGGUACAGAAGGGCGUUCUUCGACGUGGAUCACAGAGGCUUCUUCAGAUCAGUGCUUUGAGUUUGCGGAAUGCGGCCGCAUUCCCUGCGUCACUAGGAAUGUUAAAGUCAGUGGGAACGUGACCGCCCCAACUCCUGGAAGCUGUGUCCUUCCACCUGCAUCUGCAGUUCCCUGAAAACCCAGGGAGGAAUCAGACUUCACACUGCAAGAGCCUUGGUGUCCACUGGCCCAAUGUCUCUCAGAAUGCUUCAGGUGGAAAAACAUCUGAAAGCCACCUUCCUUACUGCAGAAUAGCAUAUAUAUCGUUUAAUCUUAAAUUUAUUAGAUAUGAGUUGUUUUCAGACUCAGACUCCAUUUGUAUUAUAUUUUAAUAUACAGGGUAGCAGGUACCACUGAUUUGGAGAUAUUUAUGGGGGGAGAACUUACAUUGUGAAACUUCUGUACAUUAAUUAUUAUUGCUGUUGUUAUUUUACAAGGGUCCAGGGAGAGACCCUUGUUUGAUUUUAGCUGCAGAACUUAUUGGUCCAGCUUGCUCUUCAGUGGGAGAAACACUUGUAAGUUGCUAAACGAGUCAAUCCCCUCAUUAAGGAAAACUGACAGAGGAGGGCCUGACUCACCCAAGCAUAUAUAACUAGUUAGAAGUGGGCCAGGACAGGCCGGGCGCGGUGGCUCACGCCUGUAAUCCCAGCAGUUUGGGAGGUCGAGGCGGGUGGAUCACCUGAGGUCGGGAGUUCGAGACCAGCCUGACCAACAUGGAGAAACCCUGUCUCUAUUAAAAAUACAAAAAAAACAAAACAAAAAAAAAUAGCCGGGCAUGGUGGCGCAUGCCUGUAAUCCCAGCUACUCAGGAGGCUGAAGCAGAAGAAUUGAACCCAGGAGGUGGAGGUUGCAGUGAGCUGAGAUCAUGCCAUUAGUCUCCAGCCUGGGCAACAAGAGCGAAACUCUGUCUUAGAAGUGGACCAGGACAGGACCAGACUUUGGAGUCAUGGUCCGGUGUCCUUUUCACUACACCAUGUUUGAGCUCAGACCGCCAUUCUCAUUCCCCAGGUGGCUGACCCAGUCCCUGGGGGAAGCCUUGGAUUUCAGACAGAGCAAGUCUGGAUCUGGGACCCUUUCCUUCCUUCCCUGGCUUGUAACUCCACCAACCCAUCAGAAGGAGAAGGAAGGAGACUCACCUCUGCCUCAAUGCGAAUCAGACCCUGCCCCACCACGACGUGGCCCUGGCCUGCUGGGCUCUCCGCCUCAGCCUUGUAUAAUGCUGUUGCCUCAUCUAUAACAUGCAUUUGUCUUUGUAAUGUCGCCACCUUCCCAGCUCUCCCUCUGGCCCUGCCUUCUUCAGGGAACUCCUGGGAAUAUCAGUUACUCAGCCCUGGGCCCCACCACCUAGGCUACUCCUCCAAAGGAAGUCUAGGAGCUGGGAGGAAAAGAAAAGAAGGGAAAAUGAGUUUUUAUGGGGCUGAACUGGGAGAAAAGGUCAUCAUCGAUUCUACUUUAGAAUGAGAGUGUGAAAAUAGACAUUUGUAAAUGUAAAACUUCUAAGGUAUAUCAUUAUAACUGAAGGAGAAGGUGCCCCAAAAUGCAAGAUUUUCCACAAGAUUCCCAGAGACAGGAAAAUCCUCUGGCUGGCUAACUGGAAGCAUGUAGGAGAAUCCAAGUGAGGCCAACAGAGAAGGCAGGAAUGUGUGGCAGAUUUGAUGAAAGCUAGAGAUAUGGCAGUGAAAGGAUGUAAACAGUGCCUGCUGAAUGAUUUACAAAGAGAAAAAAAGUUUGCCAGAAGUUUGUCAAGUCAACCAAUGUAGAAAGCUUUGCUUAUGGUAAUAAAAAUGACUCAUACUUAUAUAGUACUUACUUUGUUGCAAGUACUGCUGUAAAUAAAUGCUUUAUGCAAACCAA